UUUGUUUUAGACUCCACCUCUUUCACGUGAACGCGCCAUAAACCGAAUUAGAAAAUCCUGGGUUAACAAAGCUCGCUGAUUUCCAGCUUCAUGGCAUCGCUUAUCUUUUCCCCAUUUCCGUCGCCUAGUCCGUUAUUGAUGAUGUGACUCGUGUCAUAACUAACCAUUGCGUCGAAUCAGCUCGGGUUUAUUUUGUUUCACGACCGUGGAUUACGAUUUGAUUACUAAAUCUAGCAUUCAAACAUCUCGGAUAACUGCGCGCACCCGCUCCGCCAUAAAGGGGAUACCAAUCGCACGCCGAAACCCGGAUCACAGUUCAUGUACACAGACAGAGAUUUUCAGAUGAUGAAAAAACAUGAGAGGGCACAUUUUUUCAGCUCUAAAGAGCAGGAACUCAUUCUGAAGUUGUAUGAAGAAGAAAGAGAGAUACUGACAGCCAAGUCCAACACUACAAGCGCCUCAAAACUGAGAGAGGAAGCCUGGCAGAGAAUUGCUGAUAAAAUCAAUGCGGUAUCAGACAGCGGCUACAAAAGGACAUGGCAGCAAGUGAAAGUCAAACACAAAAACAUAGUGCAAACAGCAAAAAGACGAAGGGUCGAGGUGUUGAGGAACGAGGGGGGGUCAGCAACCCCAUCACUGACUUCUGCUGAGGAGGAUGUGCUGCUGCAUAAAGACAACAGGCUGAGAGUGGAGGUCCUCCCUGGGGGUGCCUGUAUUGAGCCAAUGACUGGAACUGACAGCUCUUUUAUCAGUGUGUCAGGUCAUCCUGUGCUCCUCCUGCCUGUAACAAAGACUGAACCAGAGAGCUUGAGCAGCGAUGAGACAGACGUCAGUGAUGCACAUUUUGAAGGGGAUGUGCACAGUAGCAGCUUCCAGGAAAGGUCCAGCUCAGCAUGUGCUACAACCGGUGGAAGAAGUGCAGAGAAGCAAACAGAAGACAUAAAGGCCCUUUACUGCUGCUACCUCAAAAAGGAGAUAGAGAACCGAGACCAACAGAUGGCAUACAGAGCACUUAAAAUGAAGAAAUUGGAAAAAGAAAUCUUAUUACUUGAUAAGCAGCUGUUGUGACCAUGCAGAAAGAUGUUAGUGUUAUUAUCCUAUUAUUAUUAUAACUUAAAGUUUGAUUUACUUAGGUUAGACAGUUGGAAUAAAUUAUUUCAGUUAUAUCACAUACAGUCAUAUUUUUCCUUACCUAAUGGUGUAGAGUGUAGAGUGUGGGUUGGGGAUUUAACAGCAGUUGUGAACAGCUCUGUCUCUCAUUAAUGCAUUAGGUUGGUCAAGUUUGCAACACUAUGAUGGACCCUUUCUCACUGUUGCAAUAUUGUGCUGUACAGCUCCACACAAGCAGCAGCACAGAGGGUAUCCAGUGCAAUCCUCAGACUGUGACAGCCCAAAGGUCAUUCCUAUCCCAGCAUUGUUUUGGCAGGAGUUGCCCUCAAAGCUGGUUUGAGGCCCACUGAGGGCUCAAGGUGGGAGGGUUAUGAAAAGGGGCUUGUGAGUGGAGCCCCUGUAGAGCGGCCAUGUAACCCUGCGCCCCAGGAGGAUUCCAUUAUCACAUGAGUUACAGAGCACUGACACACUUUGGUUGUUUUGGCUCUGUACUCACUGCACACUGCAUUUGAAAUGAAUGAAUGAAUGAAACAAUGAAUGGCUCUAAUAUGAGGGCACUAAUACCCACAUCAGAUGAGUAGUGUAGGAGCGGUUUCUCUGCUCUUCAAGAAUCAAGAAUUCUUUAUUGUCAUUAUGCAUACACAUAACAAAAUUUUGUUUGGUAGCUUUCGGCUUAAGAAAAAGACAGACAAAGACACAAUACUUUAUAAUAUACAGACAGAAAAACCAACUAUAGACACACAACACAUAGUCCUGUAAUUUCAGGAGACAACAUAACAAAAGUCAUUAUAUUUAUCUUAUAUAUUUGGCUAUCAUUGACAGGCUGAGGUCUGUCAGUGAUAGACAUCAACUGACACUUAACAGCAUCCCUGCUUUUCCUCCAUUCAGUCUGGUCUUUUCGCAAAUUCAGCACAAGAAAAACAGCACAGAAAAAACAAAUUGAAAUUGAUUUCACGAUGGUAUCACUGCUCCAACGUGUGACACUAAGUCACCUGUGCAUUUACACAGUAAAAAAUCUUUCUAUAAUUAUCUCUGUCUUUAAAUACCAAGAAAUUGCUGUUUUUUUUUUUUUUGCAAAGAAAGAGGUAAAAAGCACUCUUCUCUAAAGUUUAGACUCAUUUUAUCAUCACACCUAUAGUCUCUUUGAUUAUUGAAAAACAGCCUUUUGUCAUAUUUAAAAUCAAUGUGGUAUUCUAAUUAUUUUAAUAUAUUUAUAAAUUAGUGCAGUUGUUGAUUUUGUUUAUUAUUUCUGUUUUUGUCUUUAUUGUGUUCGACUAUGUAUUUAUUAAUUAUUUUUGUAUGCACCCAGUACAAUACAGAAUAGUUUGUGACAUGUAAAACAAGAUAAUUUAUCUCAAGGGUCUUACUGGGAAACAAUAAAACUGUUCUUUGUUUAA
Molecule: messenger RNA, 2507 nt
Organism: Lates calcarifer (barramundi perch)
Lineage: Eukaryota; Metazoa; Chordata; Actinopteri; Centropomidae
Product: GT1 domain-containing protein
Exons: 7
Coding region: 319-1068 (249 amino acids)
Cellular component (GO): nucleus
Source: RefSeq, a predicted model, not a curated record